GCUGGUGACUGGUCUUGCCUGCUGGUUAGUGGUUGUGGGGCAGUGCAGACAGGUGGGAGUUAACGCGGCUCUCUUUCGUCGAUCUCUUCGUCACCGUUUACCUUGUGCGGGCGUUCCCCAAGGCAGGAUGACCUUACUGAAGAGAUGCUGUUGCUGCGGUGAUCUGCGGAGCGGGUCCCUCACCAUCGGAGUGAUUUCCUUCCUGUUGAUCGGCGUAGGGCAGCUGAUCAUGGCUAUCUACUGUCUCAUCAACAUCAAGGAGACACGCAAGAGGCUCAAAUUCAACAAUGCUGUCACGUUCGGCAUCGUGGAGCCUGAUUCUGAUGCUGCUGCCUACAUUUUCUUCGCUAUCCUGAUGCUGGUGGCCUGUAUUUACAUCAUCUCAUCGCUGCUCCUUAUCCACGGCGUCCGCACAAAGAGACGGUUCCUGCUGCUGCCUUGGGUCUUCUUCACGUUCCUCAACAUGGUGAUGGCGUUCUCUGGCGGCAUCCUGGCCCUCAUUAACUCCCACGGUUACCCUCUGCCCAUCAUCGUCGGCUGCAUCGUCCUCUUCAUUAGCAUCGUCUGGAUAUACUUCACUUGUGUUGUGUUCAGCUUCUUCCAGGCACUGCAAGACGGGGACUACUGGUGAUUCUCUCUCUCUCUCUCUCUCUCUCUCUCUCUCUCUCUCUCUCUCUCUCUCUCUCUCUCUCUCUCUCUCUCUCUCUCUCUCUCUCUCUCUCUCACUCUCGUGAUACUCUAUCCCACUCUUCUCUCUUUCAACCUGUUCUUUGUUCCUCCUCCCUCCCUCUCUCUCCCUUCCUUCCUCUUCUUUCUCUCACUUCCUCUUGUUUCUUCUUUUAUCUUCUCUCAGUUCUUACAUCAGUGUCUUUCUAUCCUGUUUUUGUUGCUUUGUCUUUCAUUAUCUUUUUUUUACAUCUGUUUUGUUUAUUUCUUUUUUUCAAUCUGUCAAUAACUCCUUCACUUUUUUUUAUUCUCUUUCUUCAUCUCUUCCUCAUGAAUUUUUCCUUUUUAUAUUCACAAUUUUCCCUUCCUCCUCCUUUUAUUAUCACAUAUUAUUCACAAUUUUCAUCUUCCUCCUCCUUAUCCUUCCAGUUCACCUCUAUUAUGUAUUCUCUUUGUUAUAUUAUUUUCACAGCAUUCUCAUCUUACUCUUUAUCCUUCUUCCCUCCUUAUUCACAUUUUUUUUCGUCUUCUUCCUCUUCAUCUUUCCAAUUUACACAUCUGCUCUGCUUCAUCCUUCUCCUCACACUCUUUUCUUGCUUUGUCCACUUCAUUUUUUAUCCUCCUUAUCUCCAGUUAUCAUAUAUACUUUUAUUCACCUCCCUUAUUCUCUAUCCUUCCAUUAUUCUCCUCAUUUUUUAUCCUCCUUAUCUCCAGUUCACGUCUCUGCUUCAUCUCCCUUAUACUCUCUCCUUGCAUUAGCUACUUAAUUUUUUAUCUUCCUUAUCUCCAAUUCACUCGUCUCUACUUCACUUCCCUUGUACUCCUUCUUUGCAUUAUUCACUUCAUUUUUAUCCUUUUUCUCCAAUUCACUUACAUAUUUACUUUUCCUCAUCUCCUUUACACUCUCAUUGCUUUAUUCACUUAAUUUUUAUCCUCCUUAUCUUCAAUUCACAUAUCUCUGUUUUACCUCAUCGCCGUCUGCUUAUAACCAGCCUUCACCCGGGGCCCUAAGCGUCACCCAAUAGAGUAUUAACUUGAGCCCUCCACUCCCUCUCUUUCUCUCUGAGCGCGAGACAGACCAGGGAGGCGGAAGGAUGUAGAGUUUAAACCAAAUGAUAAAGAUUGUAACCCAUUAUAGGAGCUGUGUGUGUGUUUUAUGAUAAAGAUUGUAACCCAUUAUAGGAGCUGUGUGUGUGUUUUAUUAUUAUUAUUAUUAUUAUUAUUAUUAUUAUUAUUAUUAUUAUUAUUAUUAUUAUUAUUAUUAUUAUUAUUAUUAUUGUUGUUGUUGUUAUUAUUCUUUUUUUGCUCUAUUGACAACUUUAAAGGAAAAAAAUUUCAUCUCUACACCAGCCUAUUGUUUACAAAUGGAUACCAGAUGUACAAUGUUUAACGAUUCCCUUUUAUUUACGUAUUUUUCGAACCAUCCCACCAAUGAUUACUACACGCAUAUCACGUAUACUUUAUCAUAUACAUAGCUGACAAAUGAGCAACUAAGUCUCAUCCUAUACCAGCCUAUACUAUACAUAUACCUCCAUGUAUACUGAAGGACUAUUUUGCACGUAUAUUUUGCUAUGUAUCACCCGUAUGCAGUAUUGUAUAUAUCACUGCCAUGUAUCAGACUAGGUGUGGCGUGGCGUGGCGUGUCAGUGCCUGUAUCCUGUAUCGGUUUUUUAAGUGUUUAGUGAGACAUUGGAAGAUAAACCAUUACCUAAAACAUGAUAAGGCAAAGUGGAUGAUAAGAACAGUAUUUUUCUAUUUAUACUGCCUCCCUCAUUUACCUUUUAAUUAUCAUAGCUACAUUUAUCUUUUAUAUGUUUUAUUUUGUUUAUUUAUUCAUUAUUUUGUCCACAUUUUACACACGCCUCCCUCUCUCGUAUUAUAUUUUCAUUACGAUUACAUUCACCUUUCUAAUUCUGCUUUAUUUUCUAGUUUCUUUUCUUUUCUUUUUUUUUUUUUUUUUUUUUUUACAAUUGCAUUAAAAUAGUUUCAUUGCAUUUAAUUGUUUUCGUUCAUUGCAUUACGCUCGUACCUCACCAGCGCCAAGUUUUCUUUUAAUCAUUGUAAUUAUCAUCUUAAUUAUGUAAUGUAACGUUUGGCUUUGUUUAUCAUCACCAUCAUCAUCUUACCAUUAAUUACCAGAUAUUUCCACAUUUUUCUUAGUUCAUUCACAUUUUUAAUCAUUGCUUUUAAGGCAGAGAAAUAUUAAUAGUCUUCUCCUUUGUCUAAUUUUCAAGGAAGGACCGUGGCAAUUUUUUUUUUUUUUUUCUUAUAUUUUUCCUCUCGGUAGUAGUUUGUUAAUGUGUACUCGACAGUAUGAUGACGUCCUGCUAAUAUUACAGUGUUAAUGAAUAGCGACAGAGAGAGAGAUUUAUAUAUUUAUGUAUGUAGUAAAGAACUCGUGUCCAAAUUUAUAAAUGACUCCAGUCAUGCAA
Portunus trituberculatus (swimming crab) is the source of this 3098-nucleotide messenger RNA. RefSeq lists its product as uncharacterized. The coding region runs from base 128 to 631 and encodes 167 amino acids. Lineage: Eukaryota; Metazoa; Arthropoda; Malacostraca; Decapoda; Portunidae. The record is from RefSeq and is a predicted model, not a curated record. The transcript is spliced from 4 exons.